AAGAACUUUUCAAAAAAAUAAAACCUUUUGAAGAAAUUUUACCUAAAGAAAUAAAACAAGACAUUCUUCAAUUUCAUAUGGUACCAUGACAUACAACUAUGCUUAAAUCAUUGCCAAGAGUUUCAAAGAGUACUAAUUUUAAUUCAAAAAUACUUAGUAAAGAACAAUUUGUUAUUAUUGCAAAUUUGAUAGAUAAAAAGGAUGAUGAAUCAGCAUAUAUUAUUAAUAUUCCAUAUAAUUUUAAACUGGAUUAUCGAUUAAAAUGCGAUGCAGCAACUGGUCUAAUAUUUUUCAAACAAUAUAAACGUAAUAAUAAUAGUCCUUUUGUAAUAUUAUUUAAUUUUCGUGAUAAGAAUAGUAAAGAACAUUGUAUAGGAGGUUAUUUUCAUAAUAAUGGGGACAAGAAUGGAAAGCAUUUUACAUUUAGAAUUGGUGGGAUGAAUAUUGUAAAUUUUGUAAUCGAUGAGAUUGGUGUGGAUUUUUGCGGUGUACGCAAUUCAGAAGGGGAAGUAUCACUUGAAAUAUUCCGCGUUAAAAAAGCAACUAUUACUAAUACGUUAAAAUCCAAAGAUGAGGUAUCCCUUAUUCACAAAGACCAAUAAGAUUUUGGUGAGAAAUGAACUAUCACAAAAAGCUGAUAAAGAAUUAGGUGCUGAAAUAGUUAUUAUUUCGAAUGGUUAAAUAAUUAUUGAAUUUAUUUAUAUAUAAAUUUUUUUUUUUUUUUUAAUUAUUAAAAUAAAUUUAUUUAAA
This is a messenger RNA of Rhizophagus irregularis DAOM 181602=DAOM 197198, 750 nucleotides long. RefSeq lists its product as uncharacterized. The record is from RefSeq and is a predicted model, not a curated record. Lineage: Eukaryota; Fungi; Glomeromycota; Glomeromycetes; Glomerales; Glomeraceae.